ACGUGAGCGAACGGUAACGAUAAAAAGCGGUCAAUAGUUAUAAGAAUAACUAUGCGUGUCCUCAUUGUAGUUAUCGCAACGGGCCUCGUCGGACUUGCGAGUGCUGGAGGAUUCGGAGACGAAUAUGGCAGCUCUGGUGGAGAACUCGAGGGUGGUUACGCCGAAGACUUUGGAGGAGAGUACGGAGGAGGUGGCUAUGGCCACGGACAUCAUCAUGUCCCCAAAGUAAACUACGUCGUUAAGACUAUUCCCAAACCUGUGCCAGUGCCGCAUCCAGUACCUGCGCCUUACGUGGUUCCUGUAAAAAAACCGGUGCCUGUGUACAAGCCGGUUCCUGUGCCUAAGCCUUAUCCGGUGCCACAUGUAAUCACUCAACAUUACCCGGUUCACAAGGAGGUUCCCGUCCCAAAGGAAGUGCCUGUACCAGUUCCAGUUGAAGUCAAGAAACCCUACCCGGUCCAUCACGUCGUUAAGGUACCCAAGCCGUACGUUGUACACGUGCCGAAACCCUAUGUUGUAGAAAAACCCUACCACGUGCCUCUCCCAGUUAAGAUACCCAAACCGUACGUUGUUCCUGUUCACAAGCCUUAUCCAGUACCCGUGAAGAAGCCCUAUCCUGUUGAAAUUCCCGUAGUCAAGGAGAUUCCUAUCCCUAUCAAGAAACCCGUGCCGAUUCACAUCCAUAGCCACGGUCACCAUGGAUGGCACAAGGCCUAGGAAGCUAGGAAAGGAAAACUACUUUGUAUAUAGCUAUAAAAUGUGUAGAUAAAAUGUGACGUUGUACUACAGAAACAGUCGUAUUUGUUUUUUUAGGGAAGAACAUUUGGCUGGAUUUGGCAUCGAGAAGUAGAUCAAGACGACGUCCUUUAUUAUUUUCAAGAGCUAAAGCUGCAUUUAUUUGUAGGUAAAAAAAAUAGCUACUACUGCCUCAACGUACAGAAUCUAGUACUCAAACAUUUAAUAGCUAUCAGGCUUUUGCUACUAGUUUAUAAGUUAGCAUCUACGGGCCAACGCAGAGAAGGAUUCCUUUAAAUGAUUGUUAGAUUCACAUCUGAAAUCGUGAACUCCCGAUUGAUGAAAAAGAUAUGGACAUCGCACCGGCUCUACCACUGAGCGUACAAUUAAAGUAAAUUAAAUCCUUUUCGCUAUUAUUGCUUCAUUUUUUACUCAAUUAAAAGGUUCGCUGCACUAAAUCUACAUAAGAAUGGUGAAUGUCCACAAAGGCUAGCUACGUCUACGGGCAGUUUUGAAAUUGUAACUUUCGCAGUUACAAGGUUUUUAAUCAUUGACAUCAGCGCGGGGAUCGUACCCUUGUAUGUUCGCAUAAUCUGCUGGGCAUCUAUACACAUGUACAGAAUACGCAGUGAGCUGCGGAGUUUUAUAGGAUGGCUAAAGUUAUGAAACUUUAUAGUCUUCAUUAACGACUAAAGUUGUGUAAUUUUCUAACGCGUCGUUCACCUUAAAAGACAACUUAUCGUAAAAGCAGCGCACUUGAACCACCUAUUCAUUAGGUCAGACUAAAAUUCCUUUUGGCUUUGUCAUUCGCUAGAUGCUUUUUGUCACUCUAUACCAUUGAACAACUCCUCAAAACAUCUCGCGCAAAUACCACUUUCAGAAUAAUUGGCCCGAUAAGCGA
Molecule: messenger RNA, 1636 nt
Organism: Varroa destructor (honeybee mite)
Lineage: Eukaryota; Metazoa; Arthropoda; Arachnida; Mesostigmata; Varroidae
Source: RefSeq, a predicted model, not a curated record